This is a messenger RNA of Rotaria sp. Silwood2, 900 nucleotides long. The record is from the annotation of a GenBank genome assembly. Lineage: Eukaryota; Metazoa; Rotifera; Eurotatoria; Philodinida; Philodinidae.
AUGUGUUUAUCAUCAUAUUGUAAAACAAUUCAUCAUAUAUAUUUUAAUUAUCAUUUUGGUGAAUCAACAUCUCGAUGGAUAAAUUCAAAAUUUACUCGUCAUUUUCAAUUUGCAUUACGUAUGUUUAUUGGAUUUUGUCUUUCUGCUUUUAUUGCUUAUGGAACAAGAUUAAGAGAUCGUCUUACACUUAAAUUUAUGAUACCUGGAAUGACAAUAUUAUCAAUAAAAGAAACAUUUGCACAAUUAAAAACAAGUUUAUUAAAUUUAAGUACAUGUCAAUCAUUAUUUAUUUCAUCUUUAAUUCCUCAUUCAUCUAUAACUCGUCAUGAAUUAUUGAAUAAUUUGACAAAUCUUCAAUUAAGUUAUGAUAGAGUUCGUUCAUCAUAUAUUGAAACUCGUCUUAAUUUAAUAAAAGAUAGAUUUCAAUCAUCAAAAAUAAUUCAAUCUGAAGAUCAUUUAUCACAUUCUUUUUUUCUUUUUCAAUUAUGUUCAAUUGUUCGAUUAUUAACUAAAUCAACAUUAAUUAAUAGAGAUAAUAAAAUAAAUAAACGAAAAUCAUUUAAAAAUUGUUUCAAAGGAGAUUGGUCGAGAUUUGUAACAGCAUUAAAAACAACAAUUAUUAUUGGAAUUGGUUCAAUAUUUGUUAUGAUUCCUAAUUUAGCAAAAAAAUUUGAAAAUGGUCAAUGGAUUUUAAUUGCACUUUGUAUGACACAAGGAGAUACAGUUGGUGGCGCUUUUACAACUAUUAAAAUGAGAUUAAUUGGAACUUUAUUUGGUGCUAUGUGGGCAUAUAUUACAUAUUUAUCAGCUGGAAAUGAUAUAUUUAAAACAAUAAUAAUGCUUUCUCCAUGGAUGUUUUUUUGUGGUUAUAUGAAAUUAUAUCCUCAAUGGGGUUAUACU